Messenger RNA from Passer domesticus (house sparrow), 1306 nucleotides. RefSeq names its product LIF interleukin 6 family cytokine (gene LIF). Gene Ontology annotation, cellular component: extracellular region. Gene Ontology annotation, biological process: immune response; regulation of cell differentiation; leukemia inhibitory factor signaling pathway. The transcript has 3 exons. The record is from RefSeq and is a predicted model, not a curated record. NCBI's taxonomy places the organism in Eukaryota, Metazoa, Chordata, Aves, Passeriformes, Passeridae. Gene Ontology annotation, molecular function: growth factor activity; leukemia inhibitory factor receptor binding; cytokine activity. The coding region runs from base 1 to 636 and encodes 211 amino acids.
AUGAAGUUCGUGCCGGCAGGCGUCGUGCCCUUCGUGGCCCUGCUCCUGCUGCAGCGGCGGCCCGUGGCCGGCCGGGCGCUGCUGGUGAGCGGCUCCGGCUGCCCCAGCCACGGCCUGUGCCGCUCCAACGUGCAGGAGCAGACCCGCAGGCAGGUGGCCGUGCUCAACGCCACCGCCCAGGAGCUCUUCAGCCUCUAUCUGAAGUGCCAGGGAGAGCCGUUCAGCAGCGAGAGCGACAAGCUCUGCAACCCCGCUGGAAUCUUCUUCCCUGCCUUCCGCGUGAACCGGACGAGCGAGAGGAAGGAGGUGAUGGUGGCCAUGUACAAGCUCUUCGCCUUCCUCAACGCCUCGCUGGGCAACAUCACCCGCGACCAGGAGGAGCUGAACCCCAUGGCCAAAGAGCUCCUCGAGCGGCUCCACAACACCACCAAGACCACCCGAGGCCUCAUCUCCAACCUCACCUGCCUCCUCUGCAAGAACUACAACAUCUUCCAGGUGGACGUCAGGUACGGGGACAGCUCCAAGGGCAAGAGCGCCUUCAAGAAGAAGCAGCAGGGCUGCCAGGUGCUCAGGAAGUACGUGCAGGUCAUCGGCCAGGCAGCACGUGUCCUCCUACCUCAUCUCAGCCCCUCAUGAGCGCCCGCCCCGGCCACGCUGCCUCUCUGCUGCUGGGCGGCCCCCGCCGCUGCCUCCCGCAUUCCCGCCUUCCUAUUUAUUACCCGGACCCUGCGCCGGCCCCAUCCGCCCUCCGGUAAUUUAUUACCCCUUGAGGGGGUGAACGUGGCAGCCCGGAGUGUCCCGGGGUGUCCUGCACCCUGCAGGCCGAGGCAGCGCGGCUCCGAGGAGCACGGGCUGGUCCCGGGAUGCGCCUCAGCCACCCCCGGGCCCCGCGGGCUGUGGGGGUGGCGGCAGGGCCGGACUCUGUCCCCACGGACAGUGUCAUCAGGGAGAGCACCCGGACAGAUGCCCUUGAGCACCGUCUGACAGCUGUCACUUCCCUGGAGAAAGGAUUGUGAGGAAGGACACUGGCAUGCAGGGACGUGUGGACACGCUCCCCCUGCACAUUUUAGGGCUGGCUUCCCCUUCAAGGAGCCAAACUGAGGGUACUGGUGGCUGUGCUGCCUAGGGCUGGGUCCCACUGUUUGGGACAAGGCCACCUGUGUGGGACUGUCACCGCACUGUGGAGCAUCAUCCCCCCGCGCGGGCACGGCGGGGCACGGAGCGUCUUCUCAUUCAGAAAAGAGCUUUUCCCUUCGGAAGAGCUUGAGUCAAAUAAGGGCCAGGAGCUGGGCUUGCACAGCUGAAU